GUAUGUUAAUACCUUAUUUGUGCAGCGCCUAUGUAUAAUGGCAAUAAAGUCCACGAUGAUUUUUGAUCGACUUGUCGGAGCACACACUCGUUCCCGAUGUGACGUCACAUAUCUAAUGAAUUUAUAUUUACAACUUCAAGGCGAGUAGCGACCGAACACAGUAACAACGAUUUAAUUUUCCAUCGUUUUCAACAGUAUCGCGGAUAUUAUGAUGGGUGGACUUGUUCGCGAUUCGUUAUUUUUUUGUGUCCUUAGUAACCCUUCUUAAGGGACCAUCUUGUAGUGGGUGACGUCACCGCGUGCGGUGUUACGAAAGCUUUUGUGUGUUUUGAAAAUAGUUUUUUGGAUUUUUGAAAAAUGAGUUCGUCAGCGGAAAGUAAAGUUACCAAUAGGAAGAUAAACAGGACCGACAGUGAAGUGGCAUGCGAAGAAGCGGCGCGCUUAACCGCCGAACAACAAGAAGAUGAUUUCGAAGACGAAUAUUGUUAUUACCACGAUCUCCCUCCACCUCCUGACGGAGGAUACGGUUGGGUUGUGGUGUUCGCUUCGUUUAUGUGUAAUAUGGUCGUCGACGGAAUCGCCUACACUUUCGGUAUCUUCCUUUCCGACAUAGUAUUCUUCUACGGGGAAACCAAAGGAAGAACAGCUUGGGUGGGAUCUCUGUUAUCGGGAAUGUAUCUAAGCGCCGGUCCGUUGGUCAGUGCUCUAACCAAUAAAUUCGGUUGUAGGGCUGUUUGUAUAUCGGGUAGUAUAAUUUCUACGAUUGCUUUCGUUUUAUCUAUAUUCAGUCCUACGGUGAAUUGGUUGAUGUUGACUUACGGUUUCAUCGGUGGUAUCGGUUUCGGUUUGAUAUAUUUACCUGCGGUUGUUUGCGUCGGUUAUUACUUCGAAACUAAGAGGUCUCUAGCUACCGGGAUAGCUGUUUGCGGAUCUGGAGUCGGUACUUUUACUUUUGCACCUUUAGCUACUAUGCUAUUAGAGGAAUACGGUUGGAAAGGAGCUAAUUUGAUAUUAGCAGGACUAAUACUCAAUUGUAUCCUAUUCGGAGCUCUAAUGAGACCUUUAGAAUACCCCAAAGAUAGCGGGGAGAAACCGUUGUUACAAAGAAUGGCGGAAGAACGUAAAUUAGCGAUGGAGAGAGGUAGCAUUGGAGGAUCUUAUUUCAUGGUUCAACUUCCCGAUGGUUCGAUGGAGAAGAGGAUGAAACAGCCGAUUAAUAGGGACCCUGGGGUGCAUUCUAGUUUGGCGUUGGAUCAAUUAGCAGCUGGUAGUAAUAUGACGCCGAUUCCGACGGUUCCUACUUUACCGACUAUUGCCGAAGCUAAAGUAACCGAACAUAGCGGUAGUUCCGGUACGCCCAGUCCGAGGGAAAGUACUAACGAAAUUAAAGGGGUUAAAGUGAAAUUGGAAAGUCCUACGGCGGAACCAGCGCAGAUUACAAGGAUUAGAAGGGAUUCCGAUAAUAGUGAUGUACAGAGGAAUACGAAAAUAAUGCCUAGGAAUGCUAGUCAGCCCGCUUUUAGUACUCACGUUCAAGGUAUUCCGAAAAAUGGUUCGGUGCCUACUUUCGAUAGGAUGAGAAAAACUUCCUUCGGGGAAAAAUUCAAACCUACGUUAGUACCUAUUAAAUCUUCUUCCAGGAACGCGGUUAAUAGCUCCAACGGUGAUAUGAGGAAGAAAAGGAACGAUUCCACUGGUUCUUUCAUCAGGAAUAACGCCAGCGAGGUCGACGUGGAAAGUUUAGCUUAUACUUCAAAAUUAUCGAUAAAUAGUAAAAGAGAACGACAAAUGGUUAGGCCUAUGUCUAGAAAGGACAUCUUCUAUUCCGGAUCUGUGCUCAAUUUACCAGAAUACAAAUCUCAAAAGUCUUUGACUAAUUACAGGCAGAGCAUUCUGAGCAUACCUCAAAUUAAAGGAGAUGAUGAUGGCACACCCGGAGACAUCUGCCCCUGUUUGGUGCUACCUGACAGUUUUAAAUCUGCGCUUGCGCAGAUGUUAGAUACGAGCUUAUUGAAGAAUCCAGUUUUCGUACUCAUAGGAAUAUCGAAUUUAUUCGGAAUGGCCGGAUUGUAUAUACCAUUCGUAUAUCUAGUUGAAUGUGCAAAAUUAGAUGGUAUCGACGCUUCGAAAGCUUCGUUUUUGUUGUCGAUUAUCGGCAUAACGAACACUAUCGGUCGUCUGGUGUGCGGUUACAUCGCCGAUUUCCCGCAAGUCAACGCGCUUUUCGUUAAUAAUUGUUGUCUGAUUGUAUCUACGGUAUCUGUUGCUGUGGUACCGUUUUGUCACACCUACACCCUCUACGUCACUGUUUCCAUAUUUUUUGGGAUCGCCAUUUCCGGUUACAUUUCUCUAACGUCGAUCAUUUUGGUCGAUCUUCUCGGAUUGGAAAAAUUAACCAACGCUUUCGGCCUUCUGAUAUUAUUCCGAGGGGCUGCGGCCAUAGUGGGAUCACCACUAGCAGGUGCCUUAUAUGACGCAACUCAAACUUAUGCCGUACCUUUUUAUGUUGGAGGCGGACUUUUCGCUCUUUCCGCCAUCACAAGCUUCAUAGCCCCCUGUUUGAAGGGUUUCGUACCAUCGGACGAACCUUCGCCGGGUGAUGGAGACGCGCUUACGCCCAUCGACGAAGACGAGGAAGAGGAAGAGGACGACGAGCCUAUUACAAUGGGAGGCGGCGGUGGCGGAGGUCAAAAAAAUAUUCCGAAAAUAACCGAAACCGCUUCGUCGUCGCCCGAAGAAAAAGAAAUACAAUUGAAGGAAUCUGUUUUAUAAAUAAGUUGAAAUUAGGUUACUUGAUGGAAUUUUUUCCCGGAAAAAUGUUUAUUAACGUUUUUUUAAACUGUGAUAAGAGGAACUGUAACAUUUAUUCCAAAUAGUCGUUGGAGGACGGCGGCAAUUUUUUUUUUUUUUGUUUUAUUUUAAAAUGAAAUGAAGAAAUCGUAAAUAUGCGUCUAUUUCGGGUGAUGAUGCGGUGAAUAAUAAAUAUUUUUCCAGGUUCUAACAAAUAUUAUGGAUGCCAUUUUUUUUUGUAAAAAAAAAUAUUUAUAUAACCACUAGAUGGAGUUGUAAAAAUAUCCAACCAUCUGACGCUCAAAGUUAACAUGCCGAGAAAAAAAAUUGCUUUUAUGUACAAAGUGUUGAAAAAAAAUAUCCACCGGCUUCUUUGUGAUCGUAUUUUUCCAUCGAUCCUCGUAUAACACCGAUUUUGACUAUUCUCACUUCUUUUAACAGUUUUUGAUUCCCCCUCGUAUAUCAUUGAUUUUCACCGUUUCUAACUUCCCUCCACGAUAUUUUGUGGUUCCUCCUCGUAUAUCAUGGAUUUUACCAAGUGUAAACUUUCUUCUACAUUAUUUUUCCAUCGAUUAUCACGAAUUUUGAAUGUUUCCCACUUCUUUUAACAGUAUUUUUUAUUUCCUUCUCUUAUAAUAUCGAUUUUGUUUUUUUCCAAUUUUUCUCACAUUAUUUUUUUAUUUCCCCUCGUAUAACCCCCUUUUCUUACUGUCUUUUACAAUAUUUUUAGAAUUUUCCUUGAAUAAUACUCAUUUCGACUAUUUCUUACUUCCUUCCACAGUAUUUUUUAAUUCCUCCUCGUAUCAAAAGUUUUUUAUUCUCUAUUAUUUCCUUCCACAUUAUUUUUCGAUCUUUCCUCUUAUAACACCGAUUUUGAGCAUUUCUAAUUUCCUUCGACAUUAUUUUUGAUUUUUCCAACUUAAAAAACUUCUUUUCACAGAAUUUUUUGAUUAUUCCUCGUAUAAUGAAUACUUCUACUUCCAUUUCAACUGUUUCACUUCUUCAUUGUAUGAUCCUGAAUUUUACUUCUUCUGGCGUCGUUCUACUUCGUAUAACGUCCGUUUAUUCAUUUUUUCUUAUCAAUGUUUUUUUUGUAUCGCGCAUAACACUGGUUUAGACUUUUUUUGACGUCUAUCCACUUAUUAUUGAAUGUUUUUAUUCCUCCUGGUAAAAUAGUGAUUUCCAUAUCUUUAAACUUCUGAUAAUUCAAUUCGUUUUUUUAUCAACAAAUUUUUCUAAUGUACAUCGUCGUCUUCUUUUGACACAUUUAUUUUCUUUUUCACCUCUGUAUAUAUAAAAAUAUUUUCUACUUUCUCUAACACAUUAAUUACUCAUUUUAUUUUUUGAAUAACUAGUUUUUUUUAAUUCUCCCUCCUAUAACAUUCAUUCUGUCUCCUUUUCAUAAUCGACCACUUAUACUGUCUUAGUAUUUUUUAAUUGCUCCUUGUAAAAUAGCAAUUUUUAUUACUUUUAUAUCCAUUCUCUUAUUUCUUUUUUUUAUUCUCCCUCGUAUAAAACUGAAUUUGUUUUGUAUUUAUGUUUAUUCACUAAUUUUGUCAAAAUAUUUAUUGAUAAUUGCCGGUAAAAUAAUUAAUUUGAUUUCAUGUCACGUCUAUUAAUUCAUUCAUUCCUUUUUACUGAGAAAUUAUUUUGAAUUUAACUCUUAUAAUAAUCAUUUUGUCUUUUUUUGAAGAGCAUAUACUAAUUUUGUUUUCUUGUCGAAGUUUUUUUUCUCUCUCUCUUUUUAAGUGUACCUCGUAUAAUAUUAACUUUUUUAACGUUCAUCCAUUGAUUGUUUUGAUUUGACGGUAAAUUAUUGAUUUUCCUUAUUCAUCAAAAUAUUUUUUGGUUUCUGUUGGUAAAAUAGUGAUUUUAACAACCGAUUAUUUGAGUCUACCUCGUAUAACACUGUCUCUGUCUUAUUUUGAUGUUCAUCUAUUGAUUUUGCCACAAUACUUUUGAUUUGACGGUAAUUUACUGAUUUUCCUUUUUCAUCAAAAUAUUUUUUUGGUUUCUGUUGGUAAAAUAGUGAUUUUAACAACCGAUUAUUUGAGUCUACCUCGUAUAACACUGUCUCUGUCUUAUUUUGAUGUUCAUCUAUUGAUUUUGCCACAAUACUUUUGAUUUGACGGUAAUUUACUGAUUUUCCUUUUUCAUCAAAAUAUUUUUUUGGUUUCUGUUGGUAAAAUAGUGAUUUUAACAACCGAUUAUUUGAGUCUACCUCGUAUAACACUGUCUCUGUCUUAUUUUGAUGUUCAUCUAUUGAUUUUGCCACAAUACUUUUGAUUUGACGGUAAUUUACUGAUUUUCCUUUUUCAUCAAAAUAUUUUUUUGGUUUCUGUUGGUAAAAUAGUGAUUUUAACAACCGAUUAUUUGAGUCUACCUCGUAUAACACUGUCUUUGUCUUAUUUUGAUGUUCAUCUAUUGAUUUUGCCACAAUACUUUUGAUUUGACGGUAAUUUACUGAUUUUCCUUUUUCAUCAAAAUAUUUUUUUGGUUUCUGUUGGUAAAAUAGUGAUUUUAACAACCGAUUAUUUGAGUCUACCUCGUAUAACACUGUCUUUGUCUUAUUUUGAUGUUCAUCUAUUGAUUUUGCCACAAUACUUUUGAUUUGACGGUAAUUUACUGAUUUUCCUUUUUCAUCAAAAUAUUUUUUUGGUUUCUGUUGGUAAAAUAGUGAUUUUAACAACCGAUUAUUUGAGUCUACCUCGUAUAACACUGUCUCUGUCUUAUUUUGAUGUUCAUCUAUUGAUUUUGCCACAAUACUUUUGAUUUGACGGUAAUUUACUGAUUUUCCUUUUUCAUCAAAAUAUUUUUUUGGUUUCUGUUGGUAAAAUAGUGAUUUUAACAACCGAUUAUUUGAGUCUACCUCGUAUAACACUGUCUCUGUCUUAUUUUGAUGUUCAUCUAUUGAUUUUGCCACAAUACUUUUGAUUUGACGGUAAUUUACUGAUUUUCCUUUUUCAUCAAAAUAUUUUUUUGGUUUCUGUUGGUAAAAUAGUGAUUUUAACAACCGAUUAUUUGAGUCUACCUCGUAUAACACUGUCUUUGUCUUAUUUUGAUGUUCAUCUAUUGAUUUUGCCACAAUACUUUUGAUUUGACGGUAAUUUACUGAUUUUCCUUUUUCAUCAAAAUAUUUUUUUGGUUUCUGUUGGUAAAAUAGUGAUUUUAACAACCGAUUAUUUGAGUCUACCUCGUAUAACACUGUCUUUGUCUUAUUUUGAUGUUCAUCUAUUGAUUUUGCCACAAUACUUUUGAUUUGACGGUAAUUUACUGAUUUUCCUUUUUCAUCAAAAUAUUUUUUUGGUUUCUGUUGGUAAAAUAGUGAUUUUAACAACCGAUUAUUUGAGUCUACCUCGUAUAACACUGUCUUUGUCUUAUUUUGAUGUUCAUCUAUUGAUUUUGCCACAAUACUUUUGAUUUGACGGUAAUUUACUGAUUUUCCUUUUUCAUCAAAAUAUUUUUUUGGUUUCUGUUGGUAAAAUAGUGAUUUUAACAACCGAUUAUUUGAGUCUACCUCGUAUAACACUGUCUCUGUCUUAUUUUGAUGUUCAUCUAUUGAUUUUGCCACAAUACUUUUGAUUUGACGGUAAUUUACUGAUUUUCCUUUUUCAUCAAAAUAUUUUUUUGGUUUCUGUUGGUAAAAUAGUGAUUUUAACAACCGAUUAUUUGAGUCUACCUCGUAUAACACUGUCUCUGUCUUAUUUUGAUGUUCAUCUAUUGAUUUUGCCACAAUACUUUUGAUUUGACGGUAAUUUACUGAUUUUCCUUUUUCAUCAAAAUAUUUUUUUGGUUUCUGUUGGUAAAAUAGUGAUUUUAACAACCGAUUAUUUGAGUCUACCUCGUAUAACACUGUCUUUGUCUUAUUUUGAUGUUCAUCUAUUGAUUUUGCCACAAUACUUUUGAUUUGACGGUAAUUUACUGAUUUUCCUUUUUCAUCAAAAUAUUUUUUUGGUUUCUGUUGGUAAAAUAGUGAUUUUAACAACCGAUUAUUUGAGUCUACCUCGUAUAACACUGUCUUUGUCUUAUUUUGAUGUUCAUCUAUUGAUUUUGCCACAAUACUUUUGAUUUGACGGUAUUCUACUGAUUUUCCUUUUUCAUCAAAAUAUUUUUUGGUUUCUGUUGGUAAAAUAGUUAUUUUAACAACCGAUUAUUUGAGUCUACCUCGUAUAACACUGUCUCUGUCUUAUUUUUACAUUCAUUCUUUGAUUUUGUCACAAUACUUUUUUAUUUCCUUGUAGUAAAAUAGUGAUUUGUAUUUCUUCUAACCCUUUUUAAUUCAAUGAAUUUUUUGUCUACUUAUUGUUUCGAAUUUACCUCGUAUAACAACGAUUUUGUCUUUUUUUAACGUUCACCUACUGAUUUUCGUUUUUCAUUUAUUACUACUUCCGCUCCCCUAUUUUAUCGACUCAUUUCUUUGAUUCUAGCUCGUAUAAAAUUUGACGUCUAUCCCUCUAUUUUUUGAUUUUCACCUUUUUUUUCUUUCUUGCACCUCCUCAAUUCCUUUUUUCGAAACGGUUAUUCUUCCACGUAUAACAUUUACCAUUUCUAAUUCCAUUUGAAAUUAUUUUUCGAUUCCUCCACGUAUAUUAUCAAUUUCAACAAUUUUUACUCGCUUAUCCGCAAUAAUAUUUAUACGAGGGUUAAUCUGAAGUUACUCAAUACAAUAUAACAUCGAAAAUAAUUUUUUUUCUCAAUCAAAUGUAGAAACUUGAAUACGAGGGUUGUAUGAAAAGAAAUAAGGUAUUUGAUAUUUCGUUUAAUCUCAUGUUUUGGGAUAUUGAUUAAUUAAUAAUAGAAGAAGUGUCGUGGCGUGUUAAUUUUUCGCAAUGGAUUAGAAUAAAAUAUACUGUACGUCUUUUUAUUGACGGUUCAAUUUUUUUUUGUUGUCGCUUUAUAUUUUGUAAUUGUUUAUUAGGUACGUACGAUGUAAUUUCUUUUUUUUUUCUAGAGUGUGUGUAUGUGUGUUGAUAGAAUUUUAUGGACGAUUUUCAAUAUCGUUACCAAUUAUUAUUAUUUUUAAAUUAAUGUACAUUUUUUACAGGGCGUUCUAUAGAAGAAAUCCAUUUUAACGAGCAAGUAUUAUAUUUAAAUUUAGUUAUUUAGGUUUCAAUGUAGCUCUCGUUUUUUUCAUAACUUUCUUUUUACCACCCUGUAUACCAGAUAUUCGUGAUACGAGUUAUUCUACUCGUUUGAUCCACUGAAAUCUCGGGGUUUCUUUUAUUUUUGUCACUAAUUGAUAUUCCCGAAUCAUUUUAUAAUGAUUGAAAAUAAAUCAUUGGAAAAAUCCCAGGAAAGAAAAGUUUUUUUUUGUAAUUUCACGUGAUUUUCGUAAGUUCCAUUCUGUAGUGAUAAUUUUUGAGUUUUCCAAACGGCAUUUGUUUUUAAUUUUAGAUAUACAAAAAAUGAUUGAAUCAAUUUUAAUUUCGUUUUUCUUACCUUUUGCAUUACCCUAUAUUUAAAAAAUCGAUAGUAGGAUUCAAUUGAAGAUUUUCACGCAUUUGGUAUACAAAUUACCGAAAUAUAUCCAGUUUUACUUCUAGUCUUUUAUUUAGUAAUUUUCCCCAAUCAUUCGAAGUUGAUUGAAAAGAAAAAAUUGUGAAAAUACCCUUGAAAAAUAUAUUUUUCUUGUAUUUUCACAAGAUUUUCGUAGUUUUAUGUCAAAAAUCGCCAAAAAGAUUGUAAUCACAUUUCCACGUAAUUUAAUAUACAAAAAUACCAAAUGUUCUCCCGAUUUUCCUCAAUUUUUUCUAAUUUUCCAAUUAUUUUUUUGGAACGUUUUAUUAUAAUUUUUCUAAUUUUUGCGUCACCCUGUAUACUCAUAAUAGAUAAUAGGCUUCAAUUGAACAUCAACAAAAUAUCAAUUUUUUUGCGUUUUUCUUCUAUUUUUCAGUUAUCAUUUUUUAAUAAUUUCAAAAAUAUGUGAAAAAGUUUUUGGAAAACAAAUAUACCUUGUAGUUUCACGCGUUUUCCUUAAA
Diorhabda carinulata is the source of this 8768-nucleotide messenger RNA. RefSeq names its product monocarboxylate transporter 3-like. Gene Ontology annotation, biological process: monocarboxylic acid transport; transmembrane transport. Gene Ontology annotation, molecular function: monocarboxylic acid transmembrane transporter activity. The transcript is spliced from 7 exons. The record is from RefSeq and is a predicted model, not a curated record. The coding region runs from base 358 to 2772 and encodes 804 amino acids. NCBI's taxonomy places the organism in Eukaryota, Metazoa, Arthropoda, Insecta, Coleoptera, Chrysomelidae.